Molecule: messenger RNA, 1485 nt
Organism: Pocillopora meandrina
Lineage: Eukaryota; Metazoa; Cnidaria; Anthozoa; Scleractinia; Pocilloporidae
Source: the annotation of a GenBank genome assembly
AACUGUUAUCCUCUCUCCCCUCCCUUGUUACAGCUGAGAGGAAGAGAAAUCCCGGCUGAGGCUUAUCUGAUGAGUCGUGUGCAUCACCCAAACGUCAUCCAAAUCUACCAGCUCAUCUUUACAGAAGAACAUUACUGUUAUGUUAUGGAACGACCAGAAUCCUGCAAAGACUUUUUUGACGUCAUACAGGACCGUAACUCCGCAGGAAACCCAUUGUCAGAAGAUGAAGUGAGACGAUACUUCACUCAGAUCUUGGAAGCUAACAUCACAUGCGAAGAAAAAGGUGUUGUACACCGCGACCUCAAGCCUGAAAAUAUCUUGCUGGAUUUGACAAAUGAUGAAGUGAAGUUGAUUGACUUUGGGUUGGCAUCUGAGAUACAAGAAGAGCCUUUUGAAAGCUUUAGAGGUAAGAACUGUUGCAUCAGAGAAAUCUGUUUUGAGUGGUGUCAAAUCCGCAUGACGAAGAUUAAUCAGGCAUCCAAACAUCUACGAUCUCAGAAAGAAGGCCAGCCCAGUUGACAGAUAUUGUGGGAAAAUGACCCUUUAGUCCUCGAACUUAGCCUCUUUAUUUUUGCGUAUCUUAUUAUUGCUGAUAUUCUUGGUCCUGAUUUUGCGUCUUAUGACAUCAUAUAUCAUUCCAAUUAAAUAACACUUAGCAUCACGCCACGUGACGGCAAGAGAGUUUGUUUCCUCUUUGUUCUUAAGUAAACCUAUAAAAUUUCUUCAGGCUUUUGGUAUUAGAUAUCUAAUUAGCUAUCAAAAAUUUUCCUUUAGGUACAAAUCAAUACAUGCCCCCUGAAUUCAUGAAAACAAGUAAAUAUGACGGUUGCGAGGCAACUGUGUGGGCGAUGGGAAUCCUCUUGGUCGAUAUGUUGUCACCAGUUAUUUCUGCAUUUGAAAAACCACAACAUUGCCUAAGCAUGGAGCCCAGAAUACCUCAACACUUUUCAUCAGGUGUGUAUUAGUUUGGUCACUUCUACUCUCUGUGUUCAACCGUUCAGUAUCAUAACGAGCACUUACUGGAAUUAAAAGUAUUCGGAAAUUCUGGUAUGAUGGUCGGACAUCUUCGCCCUCAAUUAUCGAUCAAGGUCUAUAAGAACUGUUAUUGGGUCAUUGAUGGUUAUCGCCAUCCAAGCUAGCUGAGGAUGAUUUCGGGAAAACUUUGCCUUGACACAAAUGAAAUGGCUCCAUUUACACCAUUCAGAUCAAAUCCGGCCAUUGAGAUAACCUAGGGUAAGAUUCUUCGGGUUUCGAUUUUUUUUCCUUUCAGCUCCAAGAGAUCGCGACCCUUAAAGUCCUUAGAGAUAAUGCAGUGAUUUUGAGGGCAUUUCCCGUGAAAAUCUGAUCCAAAUUAAUAAUUAUCUGUUUUUUCUUUUUAAAACAGAGGUCAAGAACGUUGUUUAUAUGUUGUUGAAUCCCGAAGCAGAUCAGCGACCAACUCUUAAACAAGUUCUGCAGCAUCCAUGGUUCUCAAUGGAAGUCUAA